Octopus bimaculoides (California two-spot octopus) is the source of this 7658-nucleotide messenger RNA. RefSeq lists its product as uncharacterized. Lineage: Eukaryota; Metazoa; Mollusca; Cephalopoda; Octopoda; Octopodidae. The record is from RefSeq and is a predicted model, not a curated record.
CCGGAACGGAGCGAAAUUCAAAUAACAUCCGUUUGUCUCUAAUGGCUUAUUUUACCAGAUUAACUCAACUUGCUGCACAAAUUUACAGGAAAUGAGCAAAACAGUAAGAAUUAUUUCCCAGAACAUCAUCUAAAAUAUGUAAUAACUUGUAUUAUACACUUGGUUUCUAUCACUUUAAUGCCAUGGAGGAAGUGAUUGGAAAAUAUGACAGCGGCAUUGAUGCCAGUACUUUAACAUAUGAUAUAAGUUCUAUGACCCUGAACUCAUUUGAUUCAAGUUUUAGUUCGAUUGAUGUACUGAACAGAGCGCGGAUUGAUAGUAUAGAUGAUGAUCCCAGUAUAAAAGAUGACUUGAAUGAAGCUCAAUUUCUUGAUACCACUGGUUUAUCGCUUGAUGAUAGCAACUUUCAUGAGAGACACAUUAAUUUUUCAGUCACAUUAACAAACACACCGAUACAUAACAAAGAAAACAUUUACAAUAGUCAGCCUGUAACAUCAGUGAUUGUAGCAGAUGUUCAGAAUGUACAGAGGGGUCUAAAUGGAAGAAAACUCCAUACUGGUAACAGGAAUGAAGUUCCCCGAGCUGACAGGGAAUGUAAGGCCAAGGCCAAACCUUUAUCUCCAAGUAAAGAUAUCCAGAAUUCAUCGGCUAAUGCAAAUCAUGUUUGCAACAGACCAAAGAAAGGCUCUUACAGAAAGCAAAUGGCUUGUAACGCUAAGGUAUCACCUCCAAAAUCACAGAAAAUGGCAUGUAAAGAUUACUGUCAAUCUCAAUUCAAUUCAACACCAAAAAAAUCCAAACAGCUUUCAUUGGAAGCACAAAAUAAAAUACAGAAUAAAAACUUGAAGAAUAACUUCCAAAGUUCAACUGCUUCGAGCAAGUCUAAGCCAAACCAAAAAUCUGUGAAGUCAAAGUCGAACAAUGAAUAUAUAGUUUAUUCUAACGAUGAACAAGAUGACACUUUGGAAGAGUCAGACACUUCAAUCUAUGUUACACCACUACAAACUCCUUCUAAACUUGAUACAGAAACUUCCAGUCCAUGUUCUAGGUUGUCUGGUGAAGAGAUACUGAAUAGCUCUAACAUCACUGUCAGGUCUCCAUCUCCCUACAAAAUACUAAGUCCAAAUAUUACAGUUCGAUCAAAUCGGCAGACCUGCUCCCCCAUGUUGGCCGCUAGUAGUUCAAGUGAUGUGGAUGGAUCGGAAUAUCCGCUUCCCCACCCACACCAUUGUAAGACUUAUUUUUCACCCAUAUUAGAUGAUUCAGCAAUAGUUGAGGCUUCCUGUUCUGGGAGAAAAUAUAGAAGCCCACCCAAACGCUUGAACUUAGAGGCUGACCAUCAAGCAGAUGAUACUUGUUAUAAGAAGGAGACAGUCAAACAUUUGUUUACAGAUGCCAAGGAAGCCCACGAUUGGAAUUCUAUAGCAGUAUAUGACCACUCACCUCUUGCUAAUAUGCUCGAGAACCUCUUUGAACAUUCUGGCUCCUCAUAUUUGCUAUCACCAAAAUAUGAAUCAAGUGAGCAUACUUAUGCUGAAUUUCAGGACUUUCUGAGAAAACUUGAAGGUACAAAUAAGAUCAAUAGUAAUAAGUCAGUCUGCGAUGAACAUUCUUCUCUGAGAAGUAGUCCACUGUUGUCACCAUUGUGCUGUGAUUCUCGACCACCUGAUCAGCUGUCAGAAGCUGAGUUAGAUGAAAUUACCUGGAUUCAUACAACAUGCAAUGGACAACAGGUGGCCCCUCGUGUUCAGAUUGGCCAAUCAUUUGAAGAAUUUACUGUCUUUCCUCCUCCCAGAACACCUCGUCAUCUGAAAUGGAACAAACAUCUUGAACAAGACUGUGACUCUGUUGAGAAACAGCGACCGAAUUGCAGCACCCCUUUAAAACCAAUUUUACGGAAACGACCUCAGGAUCAUGUUUUCCCUUAUAAUGGAGAUAAUCCUUCUCCGUACAUAAUUACAAAGACCAGGCAAGUCAAUUCAUUGGUGUAAGAAGAAGAAGAAGAAGAAAUAAAAAGAUCAAGUAUUGCUAUGUUCCUGUGGUAUACUGGACCAUGUUAAAUUUCUAUGUUAAAUCAGGUCAAAGUGAAAAUAAGCACUUGGAUUAAUACUGGAGUAAUACUAUUUUCCUACAAAAACCACAGUUGGUUGAGGAAAAUAAAAUGCUUUUACAUACAUUUAGAAAUUAUUUUCUCAAGUGUUACACAAAAACAAGAAUAACUCUGACAUUUUCCCCUUAAUUUUUAUUUAUUUAUUAUUUUGCAUUCAAUAAGUUUUAAGAUAACUAUUUAAGACACUGAAGUAAAUACUUGUAGCUUUUGUUGAUUUUUUCUUACUAUUUCUUUCAAUAUUUCCUCGAGUUAUUCUUAUUUUCAAGGCUAGCAGUUUCUCUAAAGUUUAUUCAAUGUUCCUUCUGUGAUCUGACUUUCCUGAUUUUGUCUUAGUGUCUUUGGUGAUUAUAUGACAUUUCUCUUACCUGGGAAUAUGUAACUGCACAAAAUGUACUGUUUUGUGAGUAGAAAAUGAACUACUUUUGUUUCUCUGUUUUUGCAAAUGCUUUUCUGAAUUGAGAUAAAAAAUACAUUCCAAAAUAUUUAAUUUCAUCAUUAUUUCUCAGAUUAAAGGUAGCGAGCUGGCAGAAUCGUCAGCAUGUCAGACAAAGCUCUUAGUGGCAUUCUUUCGGCUCUGAUUUCAAAUGCUGCCAAGGUUGACUUGGCUUGUCUUCCUUUUGGGAUUGAUGAAAUAAGUAUCAGUUGAGCACUGGGGUUGAUGUAAUCAACUGGCUCUCUCCCUCAAAGUUUUAGGCCAUGUGCCUGGGAAAGAAAUAUUAUUUCUAAUAUUUUAUAGGCUUAUAUAUUUAUUUCCAAAACUUUCUUUUUGUUUGUUUUUACUAAUCACAGUUUAUGAAAAUUUUAGCUUUAAAAUGAUAUUUUGUAGAUAAAAUUAAAGAUUUAUUUUCUACUUUUAGAAUUUUUAUUUAUCAUAAAUGUUUUUGUUCAUAUUUAGUCUCUUGUCUCUUCUGAAUGUGAAGCAAAGUAAUUUAAUUUAAAAAUCAAAUGAAAAUAUCUUUGUUUUUGACAAAAAGUUUAUCAGUCAAGAUUCUUAAAAAAAAAAAGUUUAAAAAUAAGCAAAAAUUCAUGUUCCCAUCUCUUAUUUCUCCAGAAGCAAGUUAUGGUAUUGCAUAAGUGACAUUUUGAAAGUAAUUCCAUCUCCCCGCACCAAAUUGUUUUGUUGGUAUAACAUCCUUGUCUGAUUCCCAAGUUUGACAUUUUUUUUUUAAUCCACUAAAACAGUAUAGUUAUCAAGUUUCUUUAAUAACCUCUCUUUAUAUAGAUGCUUGUGUCUGAAAUUAAUUGGAACUUUUCUUUUAAAAAAAAAAAUUGAAGGAAGUGGGUUUGAUUGAUUUGAAAUGUUUGAAGCUGUGUCCUUUUACAGGAAGAUGGUUUUAUGAGUGCUAUUUUAGACUGUAAUUCAGUUCAUUCACCAGAAAUUUUAAAGUUAGCUUCUUGUGAAUUUGUGAAACCUAUUUCAGUUGCUGUUAUCUUAGAAGUGAAAUGCCUUAACUGAAUUUUUCAGUAGUGAGUAAAUUAAACUUUCACUAAAUGAUACCAUGUUGCAGCUACCUCAGCAGUUAAGCAGCAUCUAACAUUGUGUUAAUGCUUAAAUGUCAUUAUACUUACGAGACUAAUGAUGUAGUUGCAGGUUACUCUAUUAGAACAUGCUUAUUUAUUUGGUUUUGCAAACUUAAGUACAAUGUUGGGAACCUACUUGUUGCAGAUUAGCUUGUUUUUUUUUCUAGUCAUCUUCCAGUUUCAUAGUCUAUUUAUCAGUGUUUGUGUUCUUUAAUCAUUGUUAUUGUAUAAAAGUUUUAUGGUGCUCGAAAAGUGAUUGGUUAUUGUAUUCAUUUGUCAGUGGGUACUCUUUGAAAUGUCGAUGUUUUCAAUAUGUAUUGUGUAUGGACAAUCAUUAACUCCCAUUUGUUUUCAAGCAGAUUAAGUAGGUUUAGCCUAAUGUAAUUAUCAAUGUAAUUCAAAUAAUAAAAAAAAACAAAAGAAAAUUGCCAUAGGAGUUAACUUCUCACUUCUGCAAACCUCAAGUCUCCCCUUUAUAUACAACUUUAUUGAAAUGUUGGUGUCUUCUUUCUUUGUCUUGUCACACACACGCACAUGUAUAUGCAUGCACACACACUCAGAAAAUAUUGGUUUUGAAAGUCUAACUUUUUUUUUUUUUUUGAAAGAUAGUGUUGUCUUUUUCACAGUAAUAUUAAAUGCAUUUUUUAUGCCUUCAUUAAGGCAAUGAUUAACGAUCUUCUCAAACCAUUGAUGCUUCUUUAUGUUAAUGAAUGGUUGAACAUCAGUCAGUACAAGCAGUAGUUUGCUAGUUUAAUUAAUGAUGGCACUAUCUUUUUUUUUAACCAUUUGCAAUGCAACAUUUAUACAUACUUUGUUUGAGAAAUGGUAAAAGUAAAUAGGAAAUUUACUUGACUAGUAGGUUGUUUGGAUUUUGAAGUAGAGGAAAUCCAAAGUUAAUCUAGUUAAGAUAUUUUCAAUCUGUGAGAAGAGCUGAAGUCUCAAAAAUAAAUAAAAUUAUUUAAAAAAAAAAAAUUAAAUUUUAUAAAAAUAUGUAUAAUUCUGUUAUUCUGGUCUUGGAUUAGUAGUGAUGGAGGAGGCUUGUUGAACAAGGUUCAGGUAUUAAAUUCUUGUAAACUUUUUUUUUAAGGUAGUGAACAAGCAGAAUUGUUAGCAUCUCGGACAAAAUGCCUAGUGACCUUUCAUCUGGCUCUUUGUUCUCUAUUAAAAUUUUACUGAGGCUGACUAUGCUUUUCAUCCUUUUAAGGGUUGAUAAAAUACCAGUUGAGUACUGGGGUUGGAUUGAUGUAAUCGACUUAACCUUUGCCCCUAAAAUUAGUGAAACAAUUACUGAAAUUUGAAACCAUUACCUUCUUCAACAUGUUAUUUUGUGGUGCUUUCUUUAGGUACCAUUUGUAAAUAAGUCUUUGUUAUAUAAGUUUUGUUCAUUUUUUGUUUAUUACUGGCUACAAUAGGAUCAUGUUAAAUUUUUGUACCAUUUAUGAAAUAGAUGUAAAUGUAUAUAUAUAUGUAUAUAUAUAUGACUGUUAUUUCCUUUCCAAACACAUUGGUUGUGAUUUUCUUUUGCACAUGAAAGAAAAAAAAAAACUGUCACUAAAGAAAGUGAUGAUUUUUGUUGUUUUUCUUCAAAAAUUCUUUAUUUCAUGGGACUUGAUUGAAUUGUUAGAAUUUCACACUUUUUGUAUUAAAAUAAUUUUGACAGUGUAAUAUCUAGACAUUCUUCAAUAUCUUCCCCCAACUUCUGUUUUGUACUAAUUUUUAUUAUUUUCCUUAGCAUAACUAUCAAUACUAUUUUUUUAUUUUAUUUUCCAUCACUACAUUAUAAAUGACCCUCCCAAAAUAGUUACUAGUAUUCCCCACUGACAUUGUUAUUUCAUUUCUUUAUCACUUGAAAAGAACUAAUCUUAAAAGCCAUCCAGUUGUGUUCAGCUUCAGUUUCUUCUAUAUGAUAGUUUAAUUCUCACAGAAGGUUGUUCAUAGGGAUAUAGUAAGGAUCAGAUUUGGAGUUAUUUUCCCUCAUACCAGAAUGCUUGAAUUAACCUUUCUGUUGCCAUAUUUAACUGCUUUGUUUCAAUGAAUUUUGAAAACAGUGAAGAAUCUUGUAAAAGACCUUAGUCAUUAAAAGCGUUUAGAACCAUCUUGUCAUUAUGAUGGAAGGUUUUUAGAUCACUCUUAAUCUAGAAGUUCGUGUUGUAGAACAGGUGGUUUUAGGCUAAUUGGUAUUAAGAGGGUUAAAAUAAUCUUGACAGAAGGCUUUUGUUUACACACGCAUAAAACUUAGGUUGUUUGGCUUCUGUUCAAACCUGGUAAAUAGUCCUUGAGAUCUGCCUUGACCAUCUUAUUUCAUUUUUAGACAUAGCGUAUCUAUAUCAAGAACUACAUUACAUAAUGUAGUUUUAUUUUAUUUUUUUUGAAGGUGGUUGUGUGUAAUUUUAAGGAAAUUUGCCUGCUAUUUCUAGCAAACCAUGUUGAUGCAAACAGGCUAUGUUGUUAGCCUUUAGGUAGCAGCUGUUAUUUUCUAUUUGCUUACCCUUAGAAAGUAUGAAAAGGGUUUAUAUUUUCUUUAAACCUUGCUUUUGUUACAUUUAUUCAAACCCCAAAGAAUCCUUCUCAGUACACAGCUAUGAUGUCCCCCACUACUCCUGAUCAGGGAUACACAUAUUGUCAACCACUAAGGGACAUGCUCAACUGGUUGUGGUCAAGCAGAUCUGUGGUAUUGAGCAGAACAUUUGCUAUAACGUUAUUUCUGCCUCAGCAACUCAGUGUUGAAUCUGUUUGAAAUGUAAUGGAAAAUAGGUCAGUUUCAAAACAUUGACGUCCAAGUCAGGAAAGCAAAGGUUGAAGGAAAUAGUAAUUUCCUUUGAGUUCUAGAUAGAAACAAGUACAAAAUAACACUGACCAAAGACAAAAACAAAAAAAUUGUUACACAAUGUAAGCCAACAUCUAGUUGUAAUACUGUACUAGAGAUAGGAUGUUGGCUGUUAGUGAGCCAGAGUUUACAUCUUAGUUUUGAUUCUUGGCUGUGUGUACUUCUAUUUUACUUCUGUCACUAGUGGCCUUGGGAAAUGCACAAUAUAUCACACAUUUUGUAUCUUAUAUAGGGCUUGCUAAUAUAUACCUUUUAUAUACAGAAUUUCAAACAAUUAGUGUCUUAACUAUAUUUUUACCUUACAGUUUAAAGCUUAUACCAAAAGUGUACUUAGAAUAGUCUUUGAAUUGGACGUCUUUAUUUACAGCUUUAGGUUAAUUAGGUGAAGUUCUGUUUACUUAAAUAUGUAUCAAUUCUGUUUUCUUGAUCAGGGCCAAAUUCUAAACAUUUUUUGUUUUCAUUUCCCUUUAACUUUAAUUUCUCAAAUUGUGAAUUUAACUAUUGUUUUCUUCCCUCUUCAAGUUGCUUGGAACUCUUCAGCCAAAAUACUUAGCUGCAUUAUUCUGGCUUGAUGAUGCUGCCAUGGUCAACUUUUCCUUUCAUCUUUCCAGGGUUGAUGAAAUAAGCACCAGAUGAGCACUGGGGUGGGGGGACGAUGUAACUGACUAGCCCCCUUUCUCUGAAUUACAGGCCUUGUGCCUAUAGAAAGGAAUAAGAUUGGCAACAAACUCAUAGAAUUGUUACUGUGCCACACAAAAUGCUUACCAGUAUUUCUCUCAGCUUUACAUUUCGAGCUCAAAUUUUGUCAAGGUUGACAUUGCCUUUUGUGGUUGAUGAAAUAAGCAUCGGUUUGGCACUGGGUCAAUGUAAUCAGCAAGCCCAUUCUCCCAAAUUUCAGGUCUUGUGCCAAUGGUAGAAAGAAUAAUUAUUAUUAGAUGUAGAACCAACAUAAAUCUGUUAUUAAUACCCAAGUAAAUCUUUGCUAUAUUAUACAGUGUUGUUAUCGAUAACUUUCUAAUCAGAGUAUACAGUUAUAAUCUUGAAUGCUGUUAAAUUAUGAACAAAACUAGCAGCAUUUUCCAUUUAUCUUCAUAAUCCUGUCAAAUUGUGAUAAAUAUGUCACCAUUAAUUUAUUGAUUUUUGUUAUUUAUUUUUUUUUCUACCCUGCACAUUCACUUUGGUGAAUUUUCAAUAGCUAUU